Betta splendens (Siamese fighting fish) is the source of this 4325-nucleotide messenger RNA. It is a transcript of the gene chrm3a, whose product is annotated as cholinergic receptor, muscarinic 3a. The record is from RefSeq and is a predicted model, not a curated record. The transcript is spliced from 5 exons. Bases 715 to 2616 code for a protein of 633 amino acids. Gene Ontology annotation, molecular function: G protein-coupled acetylcholine receptor activity; G protein-coupled serotonin receptor activity. Lineage: Eukaryota; Metazoa; Chordata; Actinopteri; Anabantiformes; Osphronemidae. Gene Ontology annotation, cellular component: plasma membrane; synapse; dendrite. Gene Ontology annotation, biological process: chemical synaptic transmission; adenylate cyclase-inhibiting G protein-coupled acetylcholine receptor signaling pathway; G protein-coupled receptor signaling pathway, coupled to cyclic nucleotide second messenger.
AUCGUGACGCAGUGACUCUCCGCGCGCCCUUGGAGAUCCCGCGGGGUCCCACAUCGCCUUCCAGCGCGCGAGACGAGUAUAAGGUGGCGAGCCUCGUCGGCUGCACGUCGCCACCGCUUCACAUGCGACCGCGCUGGGCUCGAGGAGCGCCGCUGUGACAAACAUGGAUCCGUGAUAACUUUGGCUGGAUUGCCGUUUUCUCGUCAACUUGUGUCGCCCUUGACCUGCGCGCGAGUGACGGUUGCCAGGCCACGUUAUCCAUCACAGGAGCCGGACGGCCGCGUGUGAAUCCCGAACUUCAGCGGCGCGUCGUGUUGAUGUGUGCAUGAAUCAGCCCCAGUCUGUUUUUCCAUCAGCGCGCUCGGAGGCUCCGCGUCAACGCCGCUCUGUUGAAGGUGGAGCUGCUUCCCGUCUGCUUCCCAGAUGCCUGAUGCGGCUGGAGGAGGAUAAUCUCACACCCCCAGCAGACAGCAUGGACGCCACGAGGCGCUCGGCCCAAAGGUGACCUCCAGAUACUUCACCGGCCCGAAGCAUUUGGGCCUCGGAGACGCUGCAAUCGGGGUUGACGUGUGACCAGAGAGACACGCAGGGAAAAAGCUGGGUUAAAGACGAAAACCUGAUGCUGGAGCUUUCGAGUGCUGGCCUUUUCUGCCCUCGAACUGCUGAGACAGACGACACCUGAGGAGGAGAAUCAACAAGAGAAUAUGCCAGGACAUGACAAUGAGCUCCAACAGCACAGACCCUGGACUCUUCCUGACUGCCAACGCAUUGACCACGGUGGCUGGAAUCUACCCACAAUCCAACGCGCUUCACCAAGGAACUGGAGGUUUUCACCGGAGCGCCCAGGACACCAAUUCCUCUCCCACCGGCCCACUCCUGAACUUCACUCCGGCGAGGAAUGAGUCGACGGCCCUGGACCCGCUCGGCGGCCACCACGUGUGGCACGUCGUCCUCAUCGUCUUUGUGACAGGCACGCUGUCAUUAGUCACUAUCAUUGGCAACAUCCUGGUGGUGGUGUCGUUUAAGGUUAACCGCCAGCUGAAGACGGUGAAUAACUACUUCCUGUUGAGCUUGGCUGUGGCUGACCUCAUCAUAGGGGUCAUUUCCAUGAACCUGUACACCACCUAUCUGGUGAUGGGCUACUGGGCCAUGGGGAACUGGGCCUGCGACAUGUGGCUGGCUAUAGACUACGUGGCCAGCAACGCCUCGGUCAUGAACCUGCUGGUCAUCAGCUUCGACCGCUACUUCUCCAUCACCCGGCCUUUGACCUACCGAGCCAAACGGACCACGAAGCGAGCUGGGAUCAUGAUCAGCCUGGCCUGGUUCGUGUCUCUCGUGCUGUGGGCGCCGGCCAUCCUGCUGUGGCAGUACUUUGAGGGUAAAAGGACCGUGCCCUCCAACCAGUGCUACAUCCAGUUCCUCUCGGAGCCCACGAUCACUUUCUGCACAGCCAUGGCAGCGUUCUACCUGCCUGUCACCAUCAUGAGCGUGCUCUACUGGCGCAUUUACAAAGAGACGCAGAACCGCUCCAAAGAGCUGGCCGGGCUGCAGGGUUCCGAGUGCCGCGGCGCGAUGGGAGGGCGGGGGGGCAGCGGCGCGAGCGAGAGGUCCCGCUUCGUGCACCAGACGGGCAGCGCCAGGAGCUGCGGCAGCUACGAGCUGAGCAGGCUGUCCCGGAGGAAGAGCGCGUGCCAGGAGCUGGUGGGACGCUUGCACUGCUGGCCGGGCGUGCGCUCCUGGAGACCCGGCAGCGUGCGGCACGGCGAGAAGGACCCGGACCAGAGCAGCAGCGACAGCUGGAACAACAACGACGCUGCGGUUUCCCUGGACCAGUCCGGGUCCUCGGAGGACGAGGACUGCGGCGGCAGAGAGAUGCUGUCCCAGAGUCACGCGAUCUUCUCCAUCGUCCUCAGCCUGCCGGGCAUUAAGGCUGCCGUCAACUCCCAGCUCACAUCCUGCGAGGACUUGGAUGCCGCCUCCGAGGAGGACCCCCUCCGGGCGGCGGAGUUCAACCGCGACGGCGUCUCCGCGGUCGCCAGCGACGCGGCCGCCGCCGCCGCCGCCGCCGACGGCUCCGACAGGAGCUUCCACCAACACUUCUGCUCGCGCAAGAUCCAGUCCAUGCCCGCCAUCCAGACCAGCUGCAACCCGGGCCCGGACGGGGCCGGCGCCGCCGCCGCCGCGUCCACCAAGUCCCCCUCCGCCCCGCUCUCCUUCAAGGAGGCGGCGCUGGCGAAGCGCUUCGCCGCCCGCGCCCGGACUCAGAUCACCAAGAGGAAGCGCAUGUCGCUGGUGAAGGAGAAGAAGGCGGCGCAGACGCUCAGCGCCAUCCUGUUCGCGUUCAUCAUCACGUGGACGCCGUACAACAUCAUGGUGCUGAUCAACGCCUUCUGCAAGGGCUGCAUCCCGGAGACGCUGUGGGCCGUGGGCUACUGGCUGUGCUACGUCAACAGCACCGUCAACCCCAUGUGCUACGCCCUGUGCAACAAGACCUUCCGCACCACCUUCAAGAUGAUCCUGCUGUGCCGCUGGGACCAGAGGACGCGGCGGAAGCAGCAGUUCGAGCAGAAGCAGUCCGUGGUCUUCCACAGGAGGGUUCCCAGAGAGUCCACGUAAAGGACCGCACGCUCGGGUGCGCUCGGAAAAUCCAUCAGGGGAGAGGGCGGAAGGAGCACGGCGGGUGUUUCCGUGGCGUUUCGUUGCCUGGAGGCCGGUGUCGAACAGCCAUCGUACCGUGUGUGGUGGUCUUCAGGUGUGCGUUUGUGUCAGUGCAUUCAUUCAGGAAAGGCGCGCCUUUCCCCCCCGUCCCCGAAGAACCCGUCACCGCGUCGCGCGGCCGCGGCUGCGUGAAGAGCGAGCGAAACAAACAGUAGAUAAGGGCUUUAAAAACGCAGCGCGCGAGAAUUACUGAAGUGCAAUUGACUCGGGGGGAACGGAGGUGUGGGAUUUACAUUUCUGUAUAUUGCUCAUCUGUAAUGUACAGAGUGGUUCUGCAUUCGCAAACCAAAGGACGUACCUGUAAAAUGUAACUGAAAGCCGAGACGAGACGUGUUUUGUGAUCACUGGCUUCUGCGUCGUCCCGGUUGCAGCCGCCACCCUCCUCGCUGGCAUGCGUUUUUAUUGGACCUUCUGUACAUUGCCUUUAUAUGGUUCUAGCUUUCCUGCGUCUGACGGAGCGCCCUCAGUCGACAGAGAUCUGUUAUUUUGUGAUAUUCAUCCUCGGUUUUCUAGAUAUUCCUGAGAUUUUGAGCCAGUCUGAAAAACGAGUCCCAUGAUUCCUCCUGAUGAACUGAGUUGUGAAUAUUACGUGUGGCGCCACGGUCAGUGAGCUGCUGUCGUGUUCAAUGUGAUUGUUGUGGUUUUUAAUGGUGGAGACAAUAAGUACAUUGCUUGUGAUUUUAUGUACUUGCGUUUUUUUUUGUUCACGGUAAUGAAAAUAUUGUUUGUGUACAUUUGGAUAGUUCUGAAUAUGACACACUGACUCAUUGCACAUGCUCAUUUAUAAAACUGCUUGUUUUGAAUAACAUUUCUACAAACGGAAGUUAAAGCAGCUUUUUGCAGGAGGCCCGUCAUCUGUGACACAGCAGAGCAACAGCGGCCUCUAGUGGCCGGAGAAAGACCUGUGGUCCAGGGUUUGAUCUGACUAAACCAUUCUGCCAUUACACUGUAUGAAGACAGAGUGACAGGCUCUAUCAGACAUGUGUGGCAAUCAUGAUUACCUUAAUCUGAAAUUCUCCUUGGAAUUUACAGGCCACAACCCCUGACAUUAUAAUGUCAUAUAAUGUCUUAUGAUUCCAGUGAAGUUGUUUCUAUUUCAAGUCUUGGCGUAGCGUUGUGAAUUGAUCUGACACCUGCCUGAGUCCACCUUGCAUCAGGUUUUUCUAUAGCACGUGGAUGAAAACACCACUGGAGACACCGGCGGCACAUUUUGAGUCUGUAAUGCACAUUAUGUUAUUCUUAUUUUAAGUUGUUGUUUUUUUUACAUUGUUGUGACACCCAUGAUUAAUAUGAAUAUUGUGUAAAACACAUUGAAGGAAAAGGACACAAUGUACUGUACUGUGACAAAAUGCAAAUUCAAACAUGAGUAGACUAUAAUGUUGGAUGCAAUGGUCAUAAAUAACAGAAUGAAGUUUGUGCUGUAUGUAAAGUUGUUUUCUUUUUCUUUUUCUGUUUCAACACAAUGUGCUUCAACAAAAUAUUACAGUUUUGUACUUAGUGGAAAUGUAAACCACCAAAAUGGUGAGCACCAACAUUUUGUUACAUUUCAGGUAUGCUGACCAUAUUCAUAUUUUACUUUAAUAAACAAACAACAACGAUCUGUCAGA